UCAUUGCUGCAUAUUUGCAUUUUUCUCCCACAAAAACAUAGGGAAAGGUCAAGCAGAAAGAAAUGAUAUGUUUAUUUUUCACUUUGUUUUUCCUUUACAAAAUAGGUCAAAGGAUUCGAAACUGACAAGAAAGAGGCUGAGGUGGAUUAGAUAACCAUAUAUAUCCAGGUGACGUGAGCGAGUGAAAGACGUAGCGAAUACCUCUUGCCCUGUCCUUGGGGUGUGUGCCUAAGUGCCUUAACCCGUUACCCUAUUUAUACCCAUUUGCUCUUCCGCGCUUCCAGCCCACCCUCGCCUGUUGCUUUCUUUUUCCUUGCUUCCACACUAUUCUUCAUCAUCAUCUUGUUUCCAAAUUCUUGAAGGAAAAAACAUGGAGAGAGCGGAUUCGUCUGCGCUGGCUCGCUCUCGAUUAGCCAUCCUGUCAGCCCACUUGGAGGCUUGUCUCAAAUCCUCGUCAUUCGGCUCCGUGAUCCAGCCAUCUUGUGUUUCAGCUCAAUCUGGGAUCCAGCCUCCUGGAGAUCUCAAGGGUUCAUUGACCAUCGUUGACGAUCGAACAGCAAAGAAGUACCAAGUUCAGGUCUCUUCCCAUGGGACCGUCAAAGCUACAGAUUUGAAGAAGAUUACAACUGGAAAUAAUGACAAGGGACUCAAACUUUAUGACCCGGGGUAUCUCAACACAGCUCCUGUUCGGUCAUCGAUUUGUUACAUUGAUGGUGAUGCGGGGAUUCUUAGAUAUAGAGGCUACCCAAUUGAAGAGUUGGCCGAGAGUAGUUCUUUUCUGGAAGUGGCGUACCUCUUAAUGUAUGGGAAUUUACCUUCUGAAAGUCAGUUAGCAGACUGGGAAUUUGCUGUUUCUCAACACUCAGCUGUUCCACAGGGAAUUUUGGAUAUUAUACAGGCUAUGCCUCAUGAUGCUCAUCCAAUGGGUGUACUUGUCAGUGCAAUGAGUGCUCUUUCUGUUUUUCAUCCAGAUGCCAAUCCUGCUCUUAGAGGGCAAGAUCUUUACCAGUCAAAACAAGUGAGAGAUAAACAAAUAGCACGCGUACUUGGGAAGGCACCCACAAUUGCAGCAGCAGCUUAUUUGAGGAUGGCAGGAAGACCUCCAGUUCUCCCUUCCAGCAGUUUUUCUUACUCAGAGAACUUCUUAUAUAUGCUAGAUUCAUUAAGCAAUAGGUCUUACAAGCCCAAUCCUCGACUAGCUCGAGUGCUAGACAUUCUUUUCAUUCUGCAUGCAGAACAUGAGAUGAAUUGCUCCACAGCUGCAGCCCGACAUCUUUCUUCAAGUGGUGUUGAUGUAUACACUGCUCUUGCUGGAGCUGUUGGAGCAUUGUAUGGUCCUCUUCAUGGUGGUGCAAAUGAGGCUGUGCUUAAGAUGUUGAGUGAGAUUGGAACGAUCGAGAACAUCCCAGAGUUCAUUGAGGGUGUCAAAAACAGGAAGCGAAAGAUGUCUGGAUUUGGGCACCGCGUAUACAAAAAUUAUGAUCCCAGGGCAAAGGUCAUAAAGAAACUGGCAGAGGAAGUAUUUUCCAUCGUUGGUCGGGAUCCUCUCAUUGAGGUAGCUGUUGCUUUGGAGAAGGCUGCAUUGUCAGAUGAGUAUUUUAUUAAGAGGAAGCUAUAUCCAAAUGUUGAUUUCUACUCUGGGUUAAUCUAUAGGGCAAUGGGAUUCCCAACUGAGUUCUUCCCUGUUCUGUUUGCAAUUCCUCGAAUGGCUGGAUACUUGGCACACUGGAGAGAGUCUCUGGAUGAUCCUGAUACAAAGAUAAUGAGACCACAACAGGUGUAUACUGGGGAAUGGCUACGGCAUUUUAUGCCAGUUAAAGAGCGGAUGAUGUCAGCUGAAGCAGACAGACUGGGCCAGGUGUCUAUUUCAAAUGCCACUAGACGAAGGCUGGCUGGAUCAGGAAUGUAACCCCAAUAUGCACAUAUGUUGCAUCAGAAGAGGAUAAAAUAAUUGCUUGAAAAAUUAGGAGAAAUAAAUGUGUAGGAGGUCAAGGUUUCCAGGUUAUGGUGAAAGAAUGUGCAACCCCAUAAAAUAAGAAGCAUAUCAGCUGUGGAUAUGAACAUUGUUACAUGAUUUAAUCUAAAUGUUAACCUGUCAAAAUAACUUCUGAUGUAGAGGUUUGCAUCUUGAAA
Vitis vinifera (wine grape) is the source of this 2133-nucleotide messenger RNA. RefSeq names its product citrate synthase-like. NCBI's taxonomy places the organism in Eukaryota, Viridiplantae, Streptophyta, Magnoliopsida, Vitales, Vitaceae. Gene Ontology annotation, cellular component: mitochondrial matrix. Gene Ontology annotation, biological process: carbohydrate metabolic process; tricarboxylic acid cycle. Bases 371 to 1909 code for a protein of 512 amino acids. The transcript is spliced from 13 exons. The record is from RefSeq and is a predicted model, not a curated record.